Molecule: messenger RNA, 4503 nt
Organism: Danaus plexippus (monarch butterfly)
Lineage: Eukaryota; Metazoa; Arthropoda; Insecta; Lepidoptera; Nymphalidae
Gene: Nep3
Product: endothelin-converting enzyme homolog
Exons: 14
Coding region: 39-2549 (836 amino acids)
Biological process (GO): protein processing
Cellular component (GO): plasma membrane
Molecular function (GO): metalloendopeptidase activity
Source: RefSeq, a predicted model, not a curated record
UUUAUUAAACGUAUGUUAAAAGUGACGAAAAUAUUAUAAUGACGACUCCCGACUCUCCGUCCCAAUCUACCGGGUCAUCCGAGGACACCCCUACACCAUCCCCCGGACCAGAAAAGAUAAAUAAAUUCAAUUUCCUCAAACACGCUCAUAAGGCGAGGAACAACCCGUUCCUCAAAGCACGACCGACACUCAACAGAGAAAGCUCUACAGCCGAAUUAUUUUCAAGAGAAAGCUCUAGUUCCGAUUUCUUCCAGAAUUCUAGGUUAAAUCUAUUUGAUACAACACCGAAACAAGAAGCAAAUGAUGGCUAUGGGAAGGGAGUUUCCUUCAUAGGUUGGCAUCAAAGAACGAAGUUGGAAAGAAUUCUUCUCGUUAUAACAGCUUUUCUCCUGGUGGCUAUUCUUCUUACCACCUGUUUAUUGCUGACCAUCAAGGGACCGUCCUAUAUACCUGUGCCACCAUGUUACAACCCUGAACCCAAAGAAGAGAGCAGCGUAUGUUUAUCAGGUUCGUGUAUUUACACAGCCAGCGAGGUUAUUAGAGCUUUGGAUGAAACACAGGAUCCCUGCGAGGAUUUCUACGAUUUCGCAUGUGGUGGAUGGUUGAAGAACAAUCCCAUACCAGAAGGGAAAUCGAGCUGGGGUAUAUUCAGCAAGAUUGAACUACAGAAUCAGCUCAUUAUUCGCUCGGCAAUCGAAAAAGUUAACGUAUCUGAUAAGAACAGCGCUGAAACAAAAGCAAGAAUAUACUACGACGCGUGCAUAGACGGGAAUGAGACGAUAGAGAAACUGGGUGAGAAACCUCUCAUCAGUGUGAUAAAGAAGCUGGGGGGGUGGCAUCUUGUAACGAACACGCUGGUUAAGCAGAGGAAAUGGGAUCUACAGAGACUCCUACAGGAUGUUCAGAAUACUUAUAAUCUGGGAGGAUUCUUCAAUUGGGCGGUUACGGAAGACGACAGGAAUUCAUCGAAACACGUCAUUGUGCUAGAUCAAGGCGGACUAAAUCUACCGACACGAGACAAUUACCUAAACGCUACAGCCCACAAGAAAGUACUGGACGCCUAUCUGGAUUAUAUGACAAAGAUAUGCACAUUACUGGGAGCUAACGAAACAGAAGCUAGGGCACAAAUGUCGAAGGUUAUACAGUUUGAGACGGAACUCGCGAAUAUAACCAUCCCAUCCGAGGAUAGGAGGGAUGAAGAGGGAUUGUACAAUCCGUAUACCGUGAAGCAGUGGCAGAGGGAGGCGCCGUUCUUGAACUGGUCGAUGUUCUUCAACGACGCCUUCAAACUCGUCAAUAGGAGUAUAUCGGAUAACGAGAGAAUAGUUGUCUACGCGCCGGAAUAUUUCAGAAAUUUAACAAGACUAGUAAGAAAAUACAGCAAGAGUGAAGAGGAUCAGAAAACACUGACGAGUUACAUGAUGUGGCAAGUGUCUCGUUCUUUAUCGUCGUAUUUGUCCAAAUCUUUCCGUGACGCGACCAAAAUAUUGAGGAAGGCGCUGUUUGGAUCCGAGGGCACCGAGGAGUCCUGGAGAUACUGCGUCACGGAUACCAACAACGCUGUUGGUUUCGCCGUCGGCGCGAUGUUUGUGCGAGAAGUUUUCCAUGGUGAGGCGAAGACUCAGGGCGAGAUCAUGAUAGACAACAUCCGAGCGGCUUUCAAGAAGAAUUUGAAGAAUCUCAUCUGGAUGGACGAGGAGACGAGGGAUGCUGCGGAGAUUAAGGCGGAUGCUAUCACUGAUAUGAUUGGUUUCCCCGACUACAUACUGAACAAAGACGAGCUGGACAAGCAGUACGAGGAGCUGGACGUAAGACCGAACAAGUACUUCGAGAACAACAUCGCCUUCAACACGUACAGCCUGAAACAUGAUCUAAGGAAAUUGGAUAAACCCGUCAAUAAAACUAAAUGGGGCAUGACACCGUCCACUGUGAACGCGUAUUACACGCCCACCAAAAACCAGAUAGUAUUCCCCGCUGGUAUUCUCCAACUGCCGUUCUAUGAUGGAGAUAAUCCCAAGAGCGUGAACUACGGAGCGAUGGGCGUUGUCAUGGGCCACGAGUUAACCCACGCGUUCGACGACCAAGGACGAGAAUACGAUAGAUUCGGUAAUUUGAACCGUUGGUGGAACAACGCUACCAUAGCACGUUUCAAGCAAAGGACUCAAUGCAUUCAGAAACAGUAUUCAACAUACGAGAUCGAAGGCCAGCAUUUGAAUGGAAAACAAACUCUCGGCGAGAAUAUAGCAGACAACGGAGGUUUAAAGGCGUCGUUCCACGCUUAUAAGGAGUACAGUAAAAACUCCAAAGUUAACCUCACUUUACCUGGAUUGAAGUACAACCACAGACAAUUGUUCUUCAUAUCUUUCGCUCAGGUAUGGUGUUCAGCAAUGACAAAGGAGUCGACGAAAAUGCAAAUCGAAAAGGACGAUCACACCGUGGCCAAGUAUAGAGUCAUUGGACCAAUAUCGAACCUUCGAGAAUUCUCUGAAGAAUUCAAUUGUCCCGUAGGAAGUAAAAUGAACCCAAAACAUAAAUGCGAGGUAUGGUAAAGGGUGAUCCGUCUAUAAAGGAGUUCAGUUGAAAUGGGCAUUAUUGAAAAAAAAACCAACAAUGUCUUUAUUAAAAUAAUAUUGCUUUAAAUAUAUACUAUUUAAUUUUAAUCAAUAUGUAGUAUGAAGUGCCAAACUGUUUUGCUUUUUUUUCCUAUAGUUUGAGAACGCUAUGCGGUGUUAAACGGGUAUUAUAGCUUGUAAUUAAUAUAAAAAAGCUUCAGAAAUGUAUAAUGGAUAAUAUUUCAAACGCACAGACCGGGAUGAAUAAUAAAUAAUAUUUUUUUCUAUUUAAUAUCUAUAAGUUAUAUUAUCUAAUUAAGUUUUCUAUAUAGUAUUUCUCAUAACAUAAUCGUUACCUAAAAUGUUUAUAUUUUCAGUACGUACUUAUUGCUAUAAAAAAUCAUAGAUAUGUACAAAAUUCAACAAAAAUAUCAUUGUAUCAAAAUGUUAUAUAAUCUGUAGUCUAAAAUGAGAUCACGUGUUCGAUGUCAAAAAUAUAUAUAUUAUUUCCUUCUGUUUUGUAAUGUAAUAAAAAAAAUAUAGAUAAUUUAAAACAUCCAAAGUUUUACGGACCAACGGUAACAAAAUAUAAUCAAAAUGCCUUCCAUCACUUACGGAUUUUAUUUGUGAAAGUAAAUGUGACUAAUUGAUGCGGCAGGCACCGCAGUUGAAGGAUACUAAAGUAAUAUUUUAUCUUACAGAGGGCGCUGGUCGUUAAAAAUUAAUUUCCUAAGUUUUUGCAACGGGCAACAUUAUCCUAUUGUUAAAUGAGUCACAUUUACUUAUAUUAGAUAGAUAUUUAUUUGUGUGAUAUGAUAGUAUUUUUAAUGUUUUUAUAGGCUCUAUAUACAAUGUCAUGAUUGUAUUAACAAAAAUAGAUGUGGAAUGCUUUAAGCGCUUUUUGUGUCUAUAUAUUAGAUGUUAGUGAUAUUUUAAAUAUUCAUUUAAAUCUUUCUCUUUCAUCUCGAUAUCAAACAAAAAGGAUGGUAUAGAAUUAUGCUUUUUCGUAGUAGUAAUCUCAAAAUUUAUUUAGAUUUAGGACUAAAAAUGCUAUAUCUCUUAUUAUUUAAAUUUAAAACUCUUUUAAGGUUAAUGUUAAAUAUUUAAAAAAUUCCAAUUAUUGACAAUAACAACCAAUGAUCAUCAAUAUUGAUUUCAAUAUAUUAUUAGCGGAAUGGUGUUAACUUUUACUAUCAUAAAAACAACAAAAAAGUCAAUCAACAAAGUCAUGAAUUUUAAGAGUACUGCUUUGUAUAAAAUUUAUUUAGUGCCAUCACAUUAAUUAAGUUUUUCUUUCAACAACAUAAAGAUAUACCUGUUAAAGUACAUAGACAAAUAAAUAAUUAGAAUUAAAUAAAUAAAAAAAAAAACAAUACAAUCAAUUAAAUAUUCAUGUAUUGGUCGUGCCUUUAGAUUUGGUAUCAUUGUUAAAUUAUCUGUGAGGCAAGAAUUAAUAUAACAUAAUAAAAUUUUUCUAACGUCUGAUUAAAUACAGUAAUUCAAUAAAUAAUUACACAUUCGCAAAUAUGUUGAUUUCGAAUAGAGCUAGUCAUUCAUGUAACCAGUAAUUUAAUAUUAGUGUUAAGAUAUAUAUAUACUAUGUGUUUAUAUUGAAAUAUUUAGAUGUACCACUUACAUACAUUAGAUACAGUCAAUUUAAGUAAAUAACUUUUUUUUUAUUAUUUAUAACAGAGUAUAUCAAAUAGAAAUUUGUAUGAUACAUAUCUCAAUCAUUUUAAAGUUAAAUUAUUUUCUAUUCGAUUACGUAGUUGUGUCCAUACAUAUAGUGAAAUAAAAAUAAAAUGAUUUGUGUUAAGUAUGCAUUGAUACUAAUAUAAUUAUUUUCAUUGUGUUACAUAAAUAUCUGAAAACUUUAUUUUUGUGCACCUUUUAUUUUUAUCGAUGGUAUAUAAAUGUGUUAGUUCAUUAAAUUUAUGUUUUAAAAAACAAA